Molecule: messenger RNA, 922 nt
Organism: Xyrauchen texanus (razorback sucker)
Lineage: Eukaryota; Metazoa; Chordata; Actinopteri; Cypriniformes; Catostomidae
Product: derlin-1
Exons: 8
Coding region: 157-915 (252 amino acids)
Biological process (GO): endoplasmic reticulum unfolded protein response
Cellular component (GO): endoplasmic reticulum membrane; Hrd1p ubiquitin ligase ERAD-L complex
Molecular function (GO): misfolded protein binding; ubiquitin-specific protease binding
Source: RefSeq, a predicted model, not a curated record
CGGGACGAGGCCAAGUCAUGUAAACCGAACCAAAAUAGAAGACUGAAACAACAUUUCUGCGUUGUGAUCAUAGAUUAGUUUACUGAACCAUCUAUUUUUCUCAAACCCGCAACUGCGGAGAAAAGACAAUCUCAGGGUCUCAAAUCAUAUGGCAAGAUGCCAGAUAUCGGGGACUGGUUUAAAAACAUCCCUUUUGUCACUCGUUACUGGUUUGCUGGCGCUAUCGCUGUUCCGUUAAUAGGAAAGCUGGGAUUGAUCAAUCCUAUGUAUCUUGUUUUAUGGCCGGAGGCAUUCUUUCAUAAAUUCCAGAUAUGGAGACCGAUAUCAGCAACGUUGUAUUUUCCUGUUGGCCCAGGGACAGGAUUUCUCUACUUGGUUAAUUUGUAUUUCCUCUACCAGUAUUCCACUAGGCUUGAAACAGGAGCUUUUGAUGGAAGACCAGCAGACUAUAUUUUCAUGCUUCUGUUUAACUGGAUUUGCAUUGUUAUAACAGGCCUAAUGAUGGAUAUGCAGCUCCUAAUGAUCCCUUUGAUCAUGUCUGUUCUUUACAUCUGGGCUCAGCUAAAUCGAGACAUGAUUGUAUCUUUCUGGUUUGGUACCAGAUUCAAGGCUUGUUAUCUCCCUUGGGUCAUUUUGGGAUUCAACUAUAUAAUCGGUGGCUCUGUUGUCAAUGAGCUGAUUGGGAACCUAGUUGGCCACCUGUACUAUUUUCUGAAGUUCAAAUACCCUAUGGACCUGGGUGGCAGGUCCUUCCUCUCCACCCCUCAGUUCCUGUACCAGAUGUUCCCCAAUCGACAAGGUGGGGUGUCUGGAUUUGGUGUUCCCCCAAGCAGGAGACCUGUGCCCCAGGAGCAGGCAGGUGGUGGUGUUGGACGCCAUAACUGGGGUCAAGGCUUUCGGCUGGGGGAUGACUGAAGCCUUU